AAUUGAUUUACUAAAGUAGAAGAAAAGUAUAGGUUUUUCAAAACAAAAACAGAAAAGGGAGAAAAUAGAAAGAAGAAUGUAAGACAAGGUUGAUCCAGAUCCGUAGUGUGUAACAGUUGUUUCAGUUGCAAAACACUUUUCAUCUUCACUCUUCAAAGUUUCAAACACACUCUCUCUUUUUCUGCGCCUCUUCCAUUUCUCUCUUCAACAAACAAACAAACUCAGUUACCACCAUGCCCACAAGAGAAACCUUCAUUUUUUCGUGGCAUUUCCCCCUCUUUCUUCUUCUUAUCCUUUCUCCGUUUUGCGGCGGCUCCGGUGGCGGCGACGCUACAAAACAGGAGCUAUGGUGCGUGGCCAAAAACAACGCGGAGGAUGCCGCUUUGCAGUCGGCACUGGACUGGGCAUGUGGUGCCGGUGGAGCAGAUUGCCGACCAAUCCAGAACGGAGGACCGUGCUACGAUGUUAACAGUGUGCAGAAUACGGCGUCGUUUGCUUUCAAUGAUUAUUUUCUCAAGAACGGUUUGACUGAUGAUAGCUGCAAUUUCAGUAACAAUGCUGCUGUUACUUCCUUGGACCCUAGUCAUGAUAAAUGCAAGUUCCCAUCUGGCAGUUUGGCAGUGAUCAAUGGAAGUUCUACUGAAUCAACACCAUCACAUUCUACUGGAUUGGGACCUAGUGGAAAUGUGAGCGGAUGCAGUAAAGCUUCUUGGAGGUGGUGGUUUUGGCUCUCGGGCACUACUCAUUUGCUGCUCAUGGUUUCACUUUAUGCAUAAUAGCAGCAGGUGAAAAUAGGCCAUGAUUGGAUGAAGGAAUGGCAAGAGAAAAAAAAGCAUUCCUCAUAGUUCAGGCUGCACAGGUUAGAAAUUUUAGGAAUAUCAAACCGAAUGUUACUAUCAAUGUAGAGCGGAAGUGAUGAAUAUAAUGCUUCUGUUUUUGAAUAUGUAUCUUUGCUGGUCUGUUUGAAAUUAAAGUAGACCAAAUUUGAAAGAGAUUUGUGCUUGGUUGCAAUUACAGUUUUUGUCAAAUC
This is a messenger RNA of Lathyrus oleraceus (garden pea), 1030 nucleotides long. RefSeq names its product PLASMODESMATA CALLOSE-BINDING PROTEIN 5. The coding region runs from base 234 to 776 and encodes 180 amino acids. The record is from RefSeq and is a predicted model, not a curated record. NCBI's taxonomy places the organism in Eukaryota, Viridiplantae, Streptophyta, Magnoliopsida, Fabales, Fabaceae. The transcript is spliced from 3 exons.